AUGUUAAGGACUAGAGUUAUCGGCACAAGGUACGGCAAAUUACAGGGCGUGAUUAUGCCAAUGGAUCAACAUAAAUAUCUGAAGCCCAUUGAAGCAUAUCUUGGGGUACCCUAUGCUACACCACCUACCGGUUCUAAUAGGUUUGCUCCAACAAGAGCACCGGCACCAUGGGACGACGUUAAAACUGUUGACCAAAUGGGCCCAGUGUGCCCCCAACGUUUGCCAGACGUUUCAAAUGAGACAGAAGCUUUAGAGAGGAUGCCGAAAGGCCGGCUCGAGUACCUACGCCGGCUUCUGCCGCGGCUGAAGAAUCAAAGUGAAGACUGUCUCUACAUGAAUAUCUACACACCUGUGCAAGUGGGUCCAACGUUACAAGCGAAAUAUCCGGUUGUGAUUUUCAUUCACGGCGAAUCUUUCGAAUGGAAUUCGGGGAACGUAUACGACGGCGCCGUGCUAGCCAGUUACGCUAGCCUUGUGGUCAUCACCAUCAACUACAGACUUGGUAUAUUAGGCUUUCUGAACGCGAAUCCGAUACCGCAUGUGAAAGCUCGUGUGGCAAACUACGGACUCAUGGAUCAGAUCGCUGCACUUCAUUGGGUCCAACAAAAUAUAGCGCUUUUUGGAGGAGAUGCGGGUAACGUCACAAUGCUUGGUCAUGGCUCCGGUGCGGCUUGCAUAAAUUUCCUCAUGAUUUCGCCGACGGUCAUGCCCGGUCUAUUUCAUCGCUCGAUCCUUUUAUCCGGUUCUGCCUUAAGCUCCUGGGCGUUAGUAGAAGACCCAGUCAGCUAUUCCGUCCAGCUCGCGAAACAAUGCAAUUGUACCCUACCCGAUGACAUCGUCAAAGACCACGAACUCCUGGUCGAUUGCCUGCGUGAAGUGCCGUUACAUGAAUUGAUGUCAGCUGAAAUAAGUACACCAAGCUAUCUGACCGCUUUCGGACCAUCAGUUGACGGAGUGGUUGUUAAAACCGACUACGCUAAGGAGCUCCUGACCUUUUUCAUUCCAAAUGACUUACAAGGAUUCACCAGCGUCUCAGGUGUUAAUAACAUCAAAGCAGACAAGAGAGCCGGAGAUAGGAUAUUCGGGAUAAGAGGCGGGCAGAAUAAAUACGAUCUACUAUUUGGUGUAGUAACGAGUGAGGCCCUUUGGAAAUUCUCUGCGCAGGAUAUACAAAACGGUUUCGAGGGAGAAAGACGCGACAAGAUAAUAAGAACAUAUGUUAGAAAUGCGUACACAUAUCAUUUAAGCGAAAUAUUCUUUACAAUAGUUAAUGAGUAUACAGAUUGGGAAAGAACAGUUCAGCAUCCAAUAAAUACAAGAGACGCCGCCGUGCUAGCGCUUUCAGACGCUCAAUAUGUAGCACCACUUGUACAAACUGGAGAUUUUUUAAGCUCAACCGAGUCUGGACCAAGUACGUUCUUCUAUGUCUUUGACUACCAAACUAAGGAUGGGGAUUAUCCACAGCGCAUGGGUUCCGUGCACGGAGAAGAGCUGCCCUAUUUAUUUGGAGCACCGCUAGUUGAAGGGCUCGGACACUUUCCAAAGGACUAUACAAAAUCUGAAGUGGCACUUUCGGAGGCUUUUAUAUUGUACAUGGCGAAUUUCGCUAGGACUGGGAACCCAAAUGAGCUACAGCGUCAAGAAUCUGUUUUGCCCAUAUCGAGGGAACGGAACAAGUUUAAAAGCAUAGUUUGGGACGAAUACGACACACUGCAUCAGAAGUAUUUAGAAAUUGGUAUGAAGCCGCGAAUGAAGAACCACUACCGCGCCCAUCAACUUUCUGUAUGGCUCCGUCUAAUACCGGAGAUUCAUAGGGCGGGGAUGAAGGAUGUUGUGGCGAAACACAACUUGUUCCGCAACCAUAACGAUCCCGAGCUGUAUGACGGGCUAGUUAGAAUGGAUCCUCUGAUGCGUCCCAACUAUUACGAUCCCACUAUGGAGCUCUAUCGUAAACCGUACAACAUCACUGUUGAUAUUCCCUCUACAACAAUGGACACGUACGUCACAACAUGCAUUAGCGUCAUGUCAGCAAGACCAGGAUCGGCGGUUACUCAAAACCAAGGACCCAAUAAAUCUCAGGACGUAUCGAACUCGGAGGCCGCGGGUUACACGAAUUAUUCGACAGCACUAAGCGUCACGAUAGCGAUCGGCUGUUCUCUAUUGAUCCUUAAUGUUUUGAUCUUUGCCGGUGUCUAUUACCAAAGAGACAAGACGAGGCUCCAGGUAAAAGCACUACAGCAGCAACAGAAGAGGCACAACUCCACCUUCGACAGCGUUUCGUCGAAGCACCCUCACUAUUUUGUCGGCCACUCUCAGAGCUCCAGCACCAUUGUAGACAUAGAUCACCAAGACAAGAACGCAAUAAUCGCCCUAACCAAUCGAGUGCCGCACUUCACCAGUAGCAACUGUCCCAAUGUAUGCCACACAGGUAUGCAAAUGACCAACAUCACGCAGAAAUCCAGCCCGCCAAUGAAUCGAGGUCAAUGCACCACACUACCCCGAAAGGUUGGCUUCAGUUACCAGCAGAACCAGAUCUGCAACCCAUCGAACUGCAUGACCCUACCGAAGAACGCGACCUUCAUGGGCAACAACUUGCCAGACGUACAAGCGCAGACAGGGCAGACCCAAUCUCCUGGGAACGGCGCAGCCUUGUCCUCAUCACCUCCCUCGCAACACUUCUCGCAAAAGUCGCGGGUUCCCCAUGCCGCCAUGUCGGAAAUGAACGUA
This is a messenger RNA of Iphiclides podalirius (scarce swallowtail), 2727 nucleotides long. Lineage: Eukaryota; Metazoa; Arthropoda; Insecta; Lepidoptera; Papilionidae. The record is from the annotation of a GenBank genome assembly.